Messenger RNA from Psilocybe cubensis, 1581 nucleotides. RefSeq lists its product as uncharacterized. Bases 1 to 1581 code for a protein of 526 amino acids. The record is from RefSeq and is a predicted model, not a curated record. Lineage: Eukaryota; Fungi; Basidiomycota; Agaricomycetes; Agaricales; Agrocybaceae. The transcript has 10 exons.
AUGACAGCGGUUUUCAUGGGACAUCAACCACCCGUCAGGGUCUACAGGGCAUACCCUCGCCUGUCUAGCGCUGCUUUUAAACGUCUCGCCAUUUUGUUUUUGGCGGGCUGGGCAUUGAAGGCAACCCUCUCGAGCUACAGCGAUGCUGUUUUCCCGAGCUCGCCUUUUGGAUUUCGCUCUCCAGAGUCCGAAGCUGCUUCAACUGGUGGAUUCGUUGUCGUUCAUCCCAAAUCAAGCGCUUCGAGCACCGUCAAAUAUGUGAAAGGCUUCAAAGGCGGCGAGCAGAAUUCUUUAGUCAACAUCUCUGGUCAACCCAACAACGCCUUGGCUAGUAUGUCCCCUGGCAUCGGCUCAAUUAUUUUCGGACCCCUCCUGGAUAUUUCUAGCAACAAAGAGUAUAGCACCCAACUAGGCACCAAUGAGACUACCUCACUUGGCGCCCCUGACAUCCCCAUACAUUUCACGGAUAUUACCCAAGCCUCUCUCGCUGAUGUACACGUUGUCGACGCCACAUUUACUACCAAAGAUAUCGCGAAGUAUCUCACUUUCCGAACGGUUCUAGCCACACUUCAACGCCUCAACUAUUUCUCUGUUGAUGAGUCCACCAUGCAUGAUAGACUCGAUCAUGGUGUCGAUUCCCUAAGUCAUAGAGGAGAUUACAAGUCAUGGAGCGUCGUUGUCUUUGCCCAACCUACCACACUACAACGCCUCAACUUUUUCUCUGUUGACGAGUCCACCAUGCACGAUAGACUCGAUCAUGGUGUCGAUUCCCUAAUUCUCAGAGGAGAUCCCAAGUCAUGGAGUGUCGUUAUUUUUGCCUAUCCUACCUCUCCCUUUGUUAACACCUGCGAUGAGGAACCUUACUUUGGCCAGACCAACAACGUUGUGGUUGACGUAUUCCCCGGCAUCGGCUCAAACAUUCUCGGACCCCUUCUAGAUAUCCCUGGUAACGAAAUGAAUGGCAUCCAACAAUUUUCCAGCUAUGCAACCCCACUCUGCGCCGCUGCCAUCUCCAAAGCAUCCUUGCUCUUGUCCAAUCUCACCGAAGCACAGUAUCUUGAUAUUUCCCAAGCCUCUCACGUCGAUGAACACGUUGUUGCCCCCACUAGUCCUACCAACCAUCCUGCAAAUCUCAUUCAAUUCCAAAUGACUUCCGCUACACAAAAGUGCCUCAACCACUUCACUGUUGACGAGUCCACCAUGCACGAUAACCUCGCAACAGAUUAUGGUGUCGAUUCCCUUAGUCUCAGAGGAGAUCCCAAGUCAUGGAGCGUUGUUGUCUUUGCCCAUCCUAGUCCUAUUCUUCAGACACUUCCAAUACACCGUCGCAAACACGCUGGCGCCGACACCCCGGCCAACCUUGCAAUACAUACCAUUCUCUUCCCAGCUUCGGUCGCAUGCAGGAAUAGAAGCUCGAUACUCUAUCCGAGUGUCGCUUCAGUGGAUGCAAAUGCGAUCGCCACAUCGAGGUCUGGGGCACAUCCUGAACGACUCUAUCUUUCCGACGUCUUCAAGAUACACCCAUCCGCACUCGGAAAGCAGUAUCAACUUUGGCAGCGGUACAGGGGGUCAGGGGCUUAG